Messenger RNA from Vitis vinifera (wine grape), 999 nucleotides. RefSeq lists its product as uncharacterized. The record is from RefSeq and is a predicted model, not a curated record. The transcript has 5 exons. The coding region runs from base 85 to 888 and encodes 267 amino acids. Lineage: Eukaryota; Viridiplantae; Streptophyta; Magnoliopsida; Vitales; Vitaceae.
UUCUCCCACACAGCAUUCUGUUCCCUCUUAAUUUUAUUUUUUUACUGAAUUCCAAGCUCAUCUCAUCAACCCAAUCCUUCAAAAAUGGGCUUAAUCUCCUUCCCCACCAAUGUAUUCUGCCGCAGACCACUGUCGAUCUCUCCUCCAUUGCGAACCAAAUCAAGUUGUUCGUACAAUCCUUGGCUUAAUCUGAAGUCCAUUCUGAAGAGACAGCCUCAAAGAGCUCAAGUUUUCAAUGAUCCUCUUCUGUCAUUGUCGAACCAGGCUGUGGUUCAGAGGGGCUUGUCUUUAAGGCGCAAACGCUUACCGCCGGUAGUGUCGUGCAGUUCUGAAAGCACAGGGCCAAGGGAAGAAGAUAACAGAGCUCUGGAAGCAGUCCAGAAGCUUUACACUGCUAUUAAGAACAAAAAUGUGAAGGAAGUCUCAGAUGUAAUUGGAGAUGAAUGCCGAUGUUUCUGCAAUUUUAUCUCAGCGUCCCAACCCUUCCAUGGAAAGAAGCAAGCGUUGGAAUUUUUCGAUCAUCUGAUGAAAAUCUUGGGAGAUCAUGCUUCAAUCAAAUUUUCCUUUACAAUGCAUGAUGGGAUGGCCGUUGGAGUUACAUGGAGACUAGAAUGGAAAAACAAUCCGGUGCCUCUGGGAACUGGUUUCAGCUACUACGUGUGCCAAGAAUACCGAGGGAGGGUGGUGAUAAAGAACGUUAAUAUGCUUAUGGACCCGCUGAUUCACCUUGGACCCCUGAGGCUGAGAAUUGCGGGGAUAGUGACGCUCGUAAUGGACAAGUUUGGGCACUUAACCUUCGAGGGUAAGAGAAAGAAAGAUAUAUACAUGUUUCUCAUUCUCUCCUUCACCUUUGCCAUACUGUUCUUUCUAAUAACGGCUUCCCAUUAAGCCAUGGCAUAAGGUCCAGAGCAUAGUUCUCCCUCUUCCCUUCAAUAAAAUUCCUUUUGUAAUGGACAGUAAGCAUGAAAAUAUGAACUCCAAUGGAAAUUGCUGCUAUUU